AUGCCCGCUUUCCAGGACGGACACAAGGAGACUGAGGUUCCCACCGGAGCUUCGAUCGAGACUGACGUUCUCGUUGUCGGCUCUGGUCCCGCCGGUGGUGCGGCUGCCCUCUUCCUUGCCGAGUUGGGUAUCCCGACCAUUAUGAUCACCAAGUACCGCUUCACUGCCAACACGCCUCGUGCCCACAUCUCCAACCAGCGCACCAUGGAGAUUAUGCGCGACAUGGGCAUCGAAAAGCGCGUCGAGGCCGAUGCCACCGAGCACGCGCUCUGCGGUGACACCGUCUUCGGCACCUCGCUCGUCGGCGAGGAGAUUGGCCGUAUCCUCACUUGGGGUACCCACCCUGCCAGGCAGGCCGACCACACUCUGGCGUCGCCCUCUUCCAUGUGCGACAUUCCCCAGACCUACAUGGAGCCCAUCCUUGUUGAGACUGCCGCCAAGCGCGGGUGCCACAACCGCUUUUCUACCGAAUACCUCUCGCACACGCAAGACGAGAACGGUGUCACUGCCAACGUCCGCGACCGCCUCACUGGACACGUCUACCAGAUCAAGGCCAAGUACAUGAUUGGCGCCGACGGUGCGCGCUCGAUCAUUGCCCAGGAGCUCCAGCUGCCCACUGUUGGAAACAUGGACAUUGCGGGCUCGAUGAACAUCUCCUUCAAGGCCGACCUUGCGCAGUAUGUUGAAACCCGCCCGUCGGUUCUCUACUGGAUCAUCCAGCCUGGCAGCAACAUUGGCGGUAUCGGUGCCGGUGCCGUUCGCAUGGUUCGCCCGUGGAACGAGUGGAUCGUCAUCUACGGUUACGACAUUACAAAGGAGCCUCCCAAGCUUGACGACGACGAGGCGAGGGACAUUGUUCGCAAGCUUGUCGGUAUCCCCGACCUUGACAUUGAAAUCACUGGCAAGUCGCUUUGGGGAAACAACGAGCUCUACGCCACACACUUCCAAAAGGGACGCGUCUUCUGCGCCGGCGACGCUGUCCACCGCCACCCGCCAUCCAACGGCCUGGGCUCGAACACCUCGAUCCAGGACAGCUACAACCUCUGCUGGAAGAUUGCCCAGGUCCUCCGGGGCCAGGCCGACCCGAGCAUCCUCGAGACCUACAGCGUUGAGCGUGCGCCCGUCGCCAAGCAAAUUGUCACUCGUGCCAACAAGUCUGCUCGCGAAUUUGUCCACAUCUUCGAGGCCCUCGGUAUCAAGCCCGGCAUGAACCAAGAGGAGAUCUCCAAGGAGAUUGAGGAGCGCAAGGCCGACACCCCGCGCGGCUGCAAGAAGCGUGCCGACCUCGUCGCCGCGAUGGACAAGAAGAACUACGAGUUCAACGCGCACGGUGUCGAGAUGGGCCAGUUUUACGAGUCGGACGUUGUCGUCUCGGACGGCACGCGCCCCGUCAACGACCGCGACCCCGAGCUCUACUACAAGGCCACGACGUCGCCUGGCGGCCGUCUCCCGCACUGCUGGCUUGGCGCUGGUGAGCGCCACAACAAGUACUCGACGCUCGACCUGGCAAAGUACAACACGUACACGCUCUUCACGGGCACCACGGGCAAGGCCUGGGCCGCUGCGGCCAGCAAGGUCGCCAAGGCAUUCGGCGUUCCGCUCACGUCUGUCGUUGUCGGCCCCGGCCAGGACGCCGAGGACCUCUACUACGACUGGGCCAAGCUCCGCGAGGUCAACGAGGACGGCGCACUCCUGGUUCGCCCCGACAAGCACAUUGCAUGGCGCUCCAUGUCCAUGAGCAAGGACCCAGAGGCCGAGCUCACCGCUGUCAUGGGCAAGAUUCUCGGCAGGAAGUAG
Molecule: messenger RNA, 1797 nt
Organism: Apiotrichum porosum
Lineage: Eukaryota; Fungi; Basidiomycota; Tremellomycetes; Trichosporonales; Trichosporonaceae
Exons: 3
Coding region: 1-1797 (598 amino acids)
Molecular function (GO): FAD binding
Source: RefSeq, a predicted model, not a curated record